Molecule: messenger RNA, 2237 nt
Organism: Panonychus citri (citrus red mite)
Lineage: Eukaryota; Metazoa; Arthropoda; Arachnida; Trombidiformes; Tetranychidae
Product: alpha-protein kinase 1-like
Exons: 4
Coding region: 846-1982 (378 amino acids)
Source: RefSeq, a predicted model, not a curated record
UUCCUAAUUCGAUUCAGAUCCAAGAUCUUUCUCUCUCCUCUCUCUCUCUCUCUCUCUCUCUGAUUGCCUAAUUUACUUAAUUAUAAAACUCAAAUCACUUUUGUCUAUUCUCGUCAGUUUACCUUCACCAACCUUAGAAUUAACUUUAGUUGAUCCACCAACAGCAAUUGACCCACAUCGAUCUCGAAGCGAAACCUAAUUACACUCGAAAUCAAUUUCCUCUGGAGACCAUUGGAGCAACUUUUAAAACUUACGAAUCUCAUUUGGAAAAAGUCUACAUUGGAGCGACAUCUUUGGCAUCACGAUAUUGAUUUUGUUUUCUUGAUUUGAAUUCUCAAUCAAAGUGUUAACACACUUGAUCAACCAUUCGUCAGGAGGGUAUUUCGAUAACAUCCCGCCUUCCUCCAAAACCUCCCAGUCGACAAUCUUCAAGGGAGUAUUCAUCGUCCACCAUUUACCAGGAGGAAAGGUUUCUAGAGGAAAGUGCUCACCACCGGGGUAAUAAUAAGCCAUCAUCUUUUGGACCAUCAUCUUCAUCUUCAUCUUUACCUUCAUCGAUCGAUUCAGCCCAUUGGAGUGAAGUUAAUCAAUACGUUCAGCCAAUAAUCUAUAACAAUAAUCCACAAGGAUCUACAGUUAGUUACAAUCAACCUCAACCACAACCACAGUAUCAACAAAAUCGAGUAAUUUCUCAAGUUAAUUUUGUUCCACAACAAUCAAAAAGUAAACCUUUAAUUGGUGAAUCUCAACCUGUUAGACGUCAAGUUUCAUUUGAAUUAGAACUUGAAAAUAAUUCUAAUCAAUCUUCACAUAAACCUAAACCUAAACAAUUAACUAAUUCUAAAAUGAUGCAACAAGAAAGUUACCAACAACCUCAAAUGGUUGAUGAAGAUCAAUUCCGUCAACAAAUGGAUCAACAAUACUAUCAACAACAAUACGAACAACAAGUUCUGCAAGAGCAUUAUAGACAGCAAGAGGAGCGGAGACUCCAGGAAAUGCAACAGCAGCAACAACAACAACAACCAAUGUAUGAACAAUUUUAUGAUUCAAACAAUUACGAUCAAGUUAAUAGUCGAUCCGGAACAACCAAACCAUUGAUACUUCAUGUAGGAGGUUUGGUUCAAUUUCCAAGUAAAGAUCCAAAUCCAAACGCACCGAAACCCCUUGAAGCGACUCAUAUUGGUGAAGAAAUUCAAGCUUGUGAUUUUGUUCGACCCACUGUCCUUCAAUUUCCUCGUAAAAUUCGUGAUCCAAAUGCGCAUUUAACCGAAGGAUCACAUUUAGGUGAAGAGGAACAUCGUCCACUCCUUCGUCAAGGUGGAGUGGUUCAAUUCCCAAAAGAGUUCAAACAGCCCCUGGACCUUAAAGGCUACCACCCGGUCGAUCGGGUUGUCAAGGAAACUCUACCACAGGCUGAGGUGGAACACCCUGAUCACUUAUUACCCUCUCAGGCAAGAAAACAACAAACUUACAUCACCCACCCGGUGCACUCGGUAACUCGAGUUAAACCUUCUUUCGACAAUGAGCCUGGUUCCCGUCGCUCCAAUGUCCAAUGGCCUCCUCAACGAUCAUCAGUACGACAAUUACCAAGAGUUGGUUUCAACUCUGGUCACAUUCAUCCCGAAGGUUCUAAGCAUUUUGUUUGGCCUCCUCCAAGAGCUUCGUUUCAUCGAAGUAUGCAAGAUCUCCCACCCCCAGGAUCAGGUCCAGCCUCGAAUGCUUGGCAUCCCUCUGAACUAUCUAACGGAGAUUCAGGUUAUCCUGGAUACCGAGCGAUCACCGUUGGACGGAUGAAGCCCGUUUGGCCUCCUCCAGAUCGAGGACAACUCAAGAAACAAUCAUCUCUUCCUGAAACAAAGAAGAAACUUCUUGAAUUCGAGGAAUACAUGAGACAUCAUGCUGGAAUUCAUGUACCACCCACUUAUCAUGCUCCACCAGGUACACAGUACUAUGAAACUGCAUAUGAAUUAGUGCAGGGAUGAAGGCAACGAUCAAAAAAUAUCUAAAAUUAUCUUUCGAACGAUUAAUCUAAUCUGUAUAAUAUAUAUUUCUUUAAAUAUAUAAAGAUAAAUAUAUACAUCGACACUAACUCAUAUCAACGAAACUCUCAUCACUACCCAAACAAUCAAAAAUUGAGCGAAUCUAACUAAAAACUUAUAGUUGGUCAAAUGUAACGAAAUUUUCAGCACUCAAACUUAAUUUAUAUUAAAUAAAAUCUAAAUUUGAUCAAUGUAAAA